Amphimedon queenslandica is the source of this 797-nucleotide messenger RNA. RefSeq lists its product as uncharacterized. Bases 30 to 686 code for a protein of 218 amino acids. Lineage: Eukaryota; Metazoa; Porifera; Demospongiae; Haplosclerida; Niphatidae. The transcript is spliced from 4 exons. The record is from RefSeq and is a predicted model, not a curated record.
CUGACACUAUACAGGUUCCUUACUCCAGGAUGAGUGUAUUCCUUCAUCUGUUGCUCCUUGUUCCUUCUGUUGCUAGUGUUAGUUUAUCACUGACAAGUGGAGAGGUUUGUGAAGGAGCUGUUGCUACUUGGACUUGUGUUGUUAAUAAUUCUUAUGAUGGGGUUUCAGUAGCAUGGCGUAACAAUGGAGAAACUGCAUAUCCACUUAAUACUUUAGCUCCACUUGGAUCUGGCAGUCCAUUCAAUGCCACACUUACCUCUAUUAAUAGUAGUCUCAUUGUAUCAUCAGCAACUGCUAGACUAACCAAUACUGUAAGAGGAUCAUUGCUGGAGUGUUCUGAUGAUAGAUUCAUGUCUCCUAGCACAAAUGUUACUUUGAAUUUUGAAGAUCCAGUAGCUGCUAAUCUUAGCUCACCUGUGUUUUAUGGUGAUGGUAUCAGGUCUUACAAACUUUCUAUUUAUCUCUCAGUUUAUGAAGUUGAUGUAAAGAAUGUAACUGGAACAACAUAUUAUGACUUUAUUCCAGUAACUUCUGGUGACUACAGCUUUGGGUUAACCAGUGUCAAUUAUUCAGGAAUUGAUAUUGGCUCUAUGAACAGUACAUCCAUUCCUUGGAAAGAGCCUAAAAUAUCUGUUGAUACAAAUGUUAACAACAGUAUUGCCAACUUUACAAUUAGGGUAAAAUAAAAGUGAUGUGUAGUCGAUAUUUAUUUAUUGUUAAAGUGAUGUGUGUACUAAUGUCAUUGUGUAGUGUAUGCAACACUUUUCUUAAGUAACCUGUAAUACAAUAGAAAUAAA